GCUGAAAGUGGGGGCGGGUUAACGCUGUGGUCCUUCUCUGGGGUAAAUCAGCAGAACUGACUCCUGAGCAAGUUGCUUAGAAUGAGUGUCAAAGGUUGUGCUCAGUUUCACAAAGGAGGCUGGAGCAGGGAAACCUGACGUUUCCAAGGAAAAUGUUACAUUUAUUCAAUAGAUUGAGUGGGUGGAGCUUAAAAAAUCACGGAGACAUUUAAAAAUUGCAGAAGGCUGCUCAGAUGCUCAGCAAUCUGCAUUUAGGAUGGGGAGAGGAGGAUGCUAACAAGAGUGCCCCCCUUCCACUUUUAUCCCUAAGAAGAAUAUUUAAGACCACUACAGAUCUCAAAAGACCUGAAGGGUUUUUGCACAGCUGCAUGAAAAUGUGCAGCAAUAAUAGCCUUUGUCUUUCAUAAAGGUAAAAAUGGAGAAGACCAUGGAUCCUUUGUACAUACCCACCACAUUUCCAGAUAUUAAUGUCUCCUUGACAAAUGCCACAGACAAUGCAACGGUUAUGGAUUUUUCUGCCUCCUCCAAUAUCCACUCUGUCUUCAUACCGAUCAUUUACCUUCUGGUUUGUAUUAUUGGACUGAGUGGGAACACCUUGGUCAUCUAUGUGGUUUUGCGUUAUGCCAAAAUGAAGACUGUGACCAACAUCUACAUCCUAAAUUUAGCCAUCGCUGAUGUACUCUUCAUGUUGGGCUUACCAUUUCUGGCUACCCAGAAUGCCAUCUCCUACUGGCCCUUUGGAACAUUCAUGUGUAGGUUAGUUACGGCUUUUGACGGCAUUAACCAGUUCACCAGCAUCUUUUGCCUGACUGUCAUGAGCCUGGACCGCUAUCUUGCCGUUGUCCAUCCUAUUAAAUCUACCAAGUGGCGUCAGCCAAGGAUAGCCAAAUUGAUCAGCAUGGCAGUCUGGACUUUAUCCUUCUUGGUGGUCCUUCCCAUGAUUAUAUUUGCUGAUGUCCAGGAGAACUUUCAUACGUGCAACAUGAGCUGGCCUGAUCCAGUGGAGAUAUGGUCGGCUGUGUUCAUCAUAUAUACAUCCGUGUUGGGUUUCUUUGGUCCGUUGUUGGUGAUAUGCCUCUGCUAUUUGUUGAUUGUCAUUAAAGUGAAAUCCUCUGGAAUCCGAGUUGGCUCCACAAGACGCCGGCGGUCAGAGCGGAAAGUGACCAGAAUGGUGGUCAUUAUAGUAGUGGUCUUUGUUUUCUGCUGGCUCCCCUUCUACAUUGUGAAUAUUGUCAAUUUGAUACUCAUCUUGCCAGAGGAACCAGUCUUGGUGGGCAUUUUCUCCUUUGUGGUAGUUCUGUCUUAUGCCAACAGCUGUGCCAAUCCCAUACUUUAUGGAUUUCUUUCGGAGAAUUUCAAGCAGAGCUUUCGGAAGGUCCUAUGCCUCCGUCAAGGCAAUAGCAUUGAAGAUGGCGACCCCACCGAACUUCGGCAGGAGAAGACUAGCCACCUGAAGGAUACAAUGCUGCCUCAGAGGGAUGAUGAAUCCAAUGGUCACAUGCUGACUAGCAAGGUGUAGAAAGUCUGUGACUUCAAGAAGGCUGUAUCUUGGUUGAAACACAUGAUGACAGUAAAUACUGAAAGUGGACGGGGCCAGGAGACGGUGGUCACCUCAUCUCCAAGCUUAACCUACAGAGAUUUUCUUUCCCAGCCUUUUGUUCCUAUGUCCACCUAGCGUUCUGGGGGUCAUGAAAAGCUUCAGAAACAGUAACCAAAAAGAACAUAUUGUAUUACUUUCAUUCUUGCUCUCUCCUCAUAUAGCUGUUUGUAUGUAUGAUACAAAAAAAGUUAGGCUAUAUAAACGAAAAGGCAAUUCGGCUUACGAUUCCAUAGCAGGAAGCCUUCCCUAUCAAAUUUACUGGAUUGGAGAUGAAGAUGGAAGGCUGUGUGGAUAAUCCACCUCCCCCCUCCCUCAAACGUGCUGCAUGGCGCAACCAUGCAACGAAGCCUAAAGGAAGGAAUAGGCUUCAUUCCCAAUGGGUAUAAUUGCCAGCAGAGAACUGGUAAGGCCAGUAGGGCCCUGGCAAACCUCAGUCCAGUGAACUUGUGAACUGAAGAACUCCCAUAGCUCAUUCACACCCUUCCGGCGGUCCGCUGUCCCGCAGGUCUCUGGCAUACAGGGGCUCCAGCAGUGACGGAUGUAGAAGCAUCUACAAUAACCCAGUCGUUCGGGUGGGUGAGGAUGGAAAUGGGGAACUCGGUGUUUCCUUGGCAGUCCUUCUGGGUCCUGCUUUCUACUUCCCGCAGGGGGCUGGAUCUUGCUACGCUGCUUUUCUUAGAUCUAACAGAACCUAUUUAUAGCCUUACUAGGAAUGCAUCUGAAUUAGGGAGUCCACAUUAAACUUUGCUCAUUCAAAACGUUCUCAAAAUCUUGGGAGGUGCAAAAGUUCACUCCAACUUUUCCAAACCGUACAACUUGGUGAUUUAAUACGGUCUGGGCAGAAGACAGAGCAACCUGGCUAUCUAUAUCUAAUUCUCUUUUACAAGAUGCCUUUUUCCCAUUCAUUAAUCAAUGAACAUUUCUCCAACAGCGUCCGCGGGGAGGGGGGGCCCUAAAAAGUCAAAAUGGCAGCUGCAACCAUGCAUUCAAAGCCUCAUUCUUUUUUCUUCUUCUGUUUUAAUGGGCAUCACAUGUGCCACACAUCUAAAAAAGGGAUAGGGCUCUCAUUACCUGAGGAUGCUCUCUCCGACUUUUAACUUUGUUUUUGUAAGUGUUUUACUGUCCUCACGGUUUUUAUUUGUGAGCUGCCUAGAGUCACCCAUGUAGUGAGAUGGGCAGUGUGUAAAUUUGAUUCACAAAUAAAAUAAAUUACGUGGUCGUGGCUGCCAUCUUGACUUUACUGACCUCUCCCCACAGAUGCUCCUGUAUUGCUCAAAAAUAUCUGGUCUAGAAAAGUUAAAUCUUUCUGAAUCUCUUUGAUUGUGAACCUGGGGGAGUUCAGCAGCUCCCAGCAAACCAGAGCACUCCCCUACUGAAGCUGAUAGUAGUUGUUUUUAAACAUGAUUUCAACCUCUCAGACAUCGUUUGGAUAUGAAGUAAAUAUGGAGGAUCAAGCUGGGGUAAGAUUUUAUUCCUUUUCCCCACAUCACUGCAUCCUUUCCUUCCCCCUUCUUUCUACUUGGAAGUGUAAUCCCGGAAGUUGACCAAAUGUGAUCCUGAUCAAUUAAAAUGCUGCUUUA
Messenger RNA from Python bivittatus (Burmese python), 3180 nucleotides. It is a transcript of the gene SSTR5, whose product is annotated as somatostatin receptor 5. Gene Ontology annotation, molecular function: somatostatin receptor activity; neuropeptide binding. Gene Ontology annotation, cellular component: neuron projection; plasma membrane. The record is from RefSeq and is a predicted model, not a curated record. Gene Ontology annotation, biological process: regulation of insulin secretion; neuropeptide signaling pathway; cellular response to glucocorticoid stimulus. NCBI's taxonomy places the organism in Eukaryota, Metazoa, Chordata, Lepidosauria, Squamata, Pythonidae.